AUGCUUUGUUUUGCAAUUUCGGUAAAUUUUUCAGAGUUUUUCAAUGUAAUAGGAAUAAUAACGAUCUUACAUCCUGUCCAGAAAUUUCAAAUCAAAGAGGAAUUUACGAUUUCAAAAGAGAUUAAAGCAUUUGAGUGUAAAAAUAUAGCAGAAAUGAAAGAACUGAAUUUUAUUAGUCCAUAUGCUGACAAUAAACUUGUCAUGUUAAUUGGAAAAGGUAGAAUUUAUGAUGUUUUAUUUUGUUUUUCAGCAGCUGCCCGAGAAUUUACAACUUAUUAUCAUUUCCAGCAUGUUUUAGUUACAAGUCAAGGAAUUUUCACAGAUGAUUCUUUUCUCAUAUUCCCAUGGGCCAAGAAAACAUAUAGUAAAUCAAGAAUCACUAAUUCUCAUAGAGAAAUCGAUCAUUUAAUACUUGGAUCAAUUCAUUUUGGUCCUUGGGGCCAUUUUAUAAGUGACUCACCUAUGGCAGGUUUACUAUACCUUCCAAAAGAUAUUGUUAAGAAGUCAAAGCUUGCAAUAAUGGGUAAUCAAGGGUAUGUUAGAAGAAACUUGGAUGAACUUGGAUUCCAAGAUGUUCCAUUACAUCAUUUAUCAUGGAGUUUUGAACUCGUCCACAAUUUAUACGUCUUAUCACCCCAAGAUCGGCCGAAUGGGCAAGUUCAUUUCAAUUGUGAAUUAAGAGAUCACAUUUUCAAAUUAUAUAAUUUAUCAGAUAUCAUUCCUAAUUAUGGUGUCAUUACAAAUAGACCAUAUGGAAGAGCAAGACAUGUAACUAAUAUCCAAGAACUCAUAGUUGUUGUAAAAAAUCAUUUCAUGAAUAUAAGAUGGGAGUUUCAUGAUGAUUCACAAUUAGGUUCGAUAAAAUCAUGUGUUCAAGUAUUGGCAGGAGCAAAAUAUUUUAUAACUCCACCUGGUUCAUCUGGAUUUAAAGCAAUGAUGAUGAAAGAAAAAACAGGAAUCUAUUUUAUAGGAUCGAAUUUUGAAGAUUGGGCAAAUAUUGGAUUUUGCCAAUCGUUAGGAAUUUGGGCAGUUUAUAAUAAGAACAUGAAUCUUGGACAUAUUGGAUCACCAGCUGCAAUUGAUAUUGAAUCAAACUUCAAAUAUAUAAAGCUUUUAAUUGAGACAGUUGAUAAGCAAAAAUGGCCUAGUUAUGCAAAUGAUAUUCCUGAUUCUGAAUUUAUGAUUGAUUUAUCUGUUAUUAAGAAGAUAUUAGAAAUUGACAACAGAGUUAGUAUUCUUCAUAAUUGUAAUGUAACAGAAUUCUAUGAGAAAGUUAAAUCUGAUCCAAGCCAUAAUAAAUUCUGUGGAGAUAAUAUAUAUUACUCCGAAUUGA
This is a messenger RNA of Trichomonas vaginalis G3, 1333 nucleotides long. RefSeq names its product glycosyltransferase family. The record is from RefSeq and is a predicted model, not a curated record. The annotation marks the transcript as partial. Lineage: Eukaryota; Parabasalia; Trichomonadida; Trichomonadidae. The transcript has a single exon. Gene Ontology annotation, molecular function: glycosyltransferase activity.